Molecule: messenger RNA, 1878 nt
Organism: Chaetomium strumarium
Lineage: Eukaryota; Fungi; Ascomycota; Sordariomycetes; Sordariales; Chaetomiaceae
Exons: 8
Coding region: 1-1878 (625 amino acids)
Molecular function (GO): protein binding
Source: RefSeq, a predicted model, not a curated record
AUGGAUCGUCGCAUUCGCGACUUACAGACGACCCAGGCCCACCGCGAGAAUCUACCACUCUGCAACGACCGAGAUCUCAACGAGCAGCCCGGCAGUGCCAUCCAGAAUGGAGAUGGAAAUCGGCAAUUCAACAAUUUCGGGACGGGCACGCAGAAGAAUGUCGAUGGAAACUACUUUGAGGCGAAGGGCGAUCAGAAUUUCGUUACGAAAAUAAAGCAUAUUUAUAUAGAAAGCAGUAGACCCAAAGCCUGUCGCGUAAUCCCCUUCCCUCGUAACGAGGACGUCGUCGAUCGUACCCACAUCUUCGGCCAACUUGACGCCCUCUUGCCACCGGCGUCCGAAUACCAGAGUGCCGCCCUGUGGGGACUCGGCGGUUUCGGUCGAAGGAAAACUCAGGUGGCACUCGAAUACGCUUACCGCCGGAGCCGCGACCCGCCCUGCUCGGUGUUCUGGGUCCACGCUGACAACGAAACGGCAUUUACGCAGGACUACAAGAUGAUUGCAAAGAGGCUGGGCUUGGCGGAUGGUCUGGAUGGACCGGAAUUGUUAACGGCCGUGCGCGAGCGGAUCGAGGCGGACCCGUGCUGGCUGCUCAUUCUCGAUAACGCGGACAACCUUGCAGCGUUUGGGGUCGGCCGGACACAAUCAGGCAGGGACCAGGGUCAAGGCGUAGGAGAGAAACACAGUUUGUACAAUUUCGUGCCGCGGGGCCCCGCAGGGACGGUGCUGUGGACGAGCCGUGACGAGCAGAUUAGCGGCAGCCUUGUGGGUGCCCAGCGAGGGAUCAACAUCGCCCGUAUGACGGACAAAGAGGCCAUGACGCUUCUCGAGACAGUUAGGAACAGGAAGAUUGACGAGGACGAGUUAGACGAUGCUGCACAGCUACUUGCCGAGCUCGACUGGCUCCCGCUCGCCGUAUCCCAAACUGCCGCAUAUAUACGGAGGAUGAAUUGGAGUUUGACCGACAUCGAAGGCCCGGGCUGUCGAACUGUAUUUUUAGAGACGUGGGAUAUCUCGUUGCAACAAAUCCGGCGAGAGAACGAGAUGGCAUACGAUAUCCUCCACGUUCUGGCCUUUUUGGACAGCCAGAACAUCCCACUCGAGAUCAUGAUCAAGGCGGCGGCUCUUCGUAAGGAGAAUAUGACGGACGAUAGGCAAGGCGACGAAAGCGCUAGAAGCGUCAGCUUUGGAAGCGACAGCGAGGAUGACGAUGAUGAGGUCCUUCAUGCAGCCAUCCGUCUCCAGGAGUUCUCGUUCCUACAUCUUCGCACAUCCGAGGGUAUGAGCCAGGCUUAUGAGAUGCACAAGUUAGUACAGGAGGCCGCCCAAUAUGCCUUAAGCAGGAGGGACCGGCGGAAGGAUGAAGCGAGUUUCUCAAAGUUGGCCCUCCGAGUUGUUGUGGACCUGUUUCCAGAACGUCGACGGGAACUCUGGUGGGAGUGUGAGGAAUACGUGGUUCACGCACAGCGAGCGGGAGAAUGGGCGGAACUGUGCGGAGAGGAGAUUGAAGCGUCGGACCUUUUGAGUCGAGUAUCGAACUACAUGUACGAUCGUGGGAGGUGGAGAGAGAAGGAGCCAGUAGACAAGAGGGCCUACGAAUUUCGACAAAAGAGGCUCGGGAAGAGGCACCCCGACACGAUUUGGAGCAUGGCGUCUCUAGCCGUGACAUACCGCGCCCAGGGGAGGUAUGAGCAGGCGGAGAAGAUCAAGGUGGAAGUGCUGGCGCUACGGCGCGACGUUCUCGGCGAGAAGCACCCCGACACUCUCCGGGCCAUGUACGACCUCGCCAUUACCUGGAAGAGCCGACAGCAAGGUCUUGAGGCGUUGUCUAUGAUGCAAGAGUGUUUCCAGUUGCAGUUAAUCGCUAGCUGGGUCUAG